ACCACCGGAAACGGGGGACUGCUAACAGAACGAACCUGGCAACCCCGGCUGCCGGGCCGACGAGUAGUUACUGAAGAAGGGAAGAUGGUUGACUUCGUGACAGCAGCGUGCUCAAAACUCCGUCCCAAACACUUUGAAAAAUACUUACAAUCUCAGCCGGGUAUUAGAUAUAGAUUACCAGGAGACAAUCAUAGAUAAUACAUAGUGAAAACCGUUGGGUAGAGUGUCUUUUUUCGCCUCCGGAACACUCUGUAUUUCCAGCCUGAAGAAAGCGGAAAGUUGUGGAACGUGGUGGCGGAUGGUGUUCGUAAAGGACGCCGGUCGUCGUUAACCGAAGUGUAAACACGAGUGUGGAAGAAGGGGGAAUUUCGGGAGUUUUUUUUGUACCCAGCUGUCGAGAUAAACCACGGAGGACACCCGGCCGUAUGCUGCCGCUGCUGUUGCUGAUACUACUACUACUACUCUUGCCUUCAAACCAACUCUGUAAUCUGUGAGGAGCGGACUUGACAGUUGGACUGAGAGCAGGCUAACUUUAGCUAGCUAACCACAGCUAGCUUUGUUGUGAACUGGGGGAUCAAAACGCUGCUCGAAAUGCCACGGAGUAAAAAGGGGAAACGUGGCUCCGGUAAACCGGGCUCCCUUCGUCUCGAGGUUCUUCAGCUGCAGCUGUCGACUAAAGCAUCCCUGAAAGGUAUUAAAAAUGGGGUGAAGGGAGAGUCGGGUGCCAGUGAUGAUGAACUGACGUCUGAUAUUCUCAGCCACUACAGCAGUGCCAGCGAAACUACUUCUGUGCUGGAAGAGGGCACAGGGAGUGAGCAGGUGGAUGAGCAGACUGCCCAGGAGGAAAUGGAAGACAAACUCAAACAGUGUAUAGAUAACCUGACGGAUAAAAGUGCUAAGACUCGUCUAGCCGCCCUCGAGUCGUUGCGACAGGCCUUCUCCUCCAGAGUGCUGUAUGACUUCCUGACAGAGAGACGCCUCACCGUCAGCGACUGCCUGGAAAGAAGCCUUAAAAAAGGCAGUGGAGAGGAGCAGGCAGCAGCGGCUACAGUCUUCGCCCUGCUGUGUAUCCAGCUGGGGGGUGGAGAUGAGGCAGAGGAGGGCUUUAAGAUGCUUCGUCCCAUCCUUACUGCCAUCCUGAUUGACAACACUGCCAGCGUAGCAGCCCGCCAGAGUUGUGCCAGAGCUUUGGGGAUGUGCUGUUAUGUGUCUGCUGCUGAAGACGGAGAGGACUUGAUCAAGUCAUUGGCCCUUCUGGAGAGCAUAUUCAUGUCUUCCUACCCCAACAGAGAGGGGACGCUGCCCACACCUAAACCUGGGAGUCCAGGCCUUCACGGUGCUGCUCUGCAGGCCUGGUCGCUGCUGGUCACCCUCUGUCCCGCAUCCAGACUGACUGUGCUGCUCGACCUUCACCUCCCCAAACUGCAGGCGUGUCUGCAGAGCAAUGAUGUCAACUACAGGAUCGCAGUGGGGGAGACCAUCGCCCUGCUGGUGGAGCUGGGGCGAGAUAUAGAUGAGGAAUUUGAGGUGGAAGCCAGUGAAAGUCUGUGUGAAUGUCUGAAGAGUUUAGCCACAGACGGCAACAAACACCGAGCCAAGAAUGACAGGAGAAAACAAAGGUCCAUCUUCAGAGAGGUGCUACAUUACAUAGAGAACGAGGACUUCACAGAGGAGAAGAUCAGGUUCGGAGUGGAGAGCGUUUACAUCGACGGCUGGAUGAGGAGAAGAAUCUAUGAUGCUUUCAAAGAGAUCCUGGAGUCCGGAGUCAGACACCAUCUACAGUUCAACCCACUACUAAGAGACAUCUUUGGCCUCGGCCCCCCCAUCAUCCUGGACGCUACCGUCAAAGGCAACAAGAUCUCACGAUUUGAGAAGCAUCUUUUCAACUCAGCUGCCUUCAAGGCCAGGACGAAACAGAGGAAUAAAGUCAGGGACAAACGGGCUGACGUCAUGUGAGAGAAGAACGAGGUUGGAGGGAAUGGAUGAGUAAGUGAGGAACUCAUUGGGCUCGAUUUGAGAUGGAUACAAAAUGAUGCCUUCAACGCUUCAGCUGUCAGAUACACACAGACUCAGCAAAACCCUCAACAUGGAUUUUUCACUUGUGCUUUUCACCUGCAACUUAAUUCUCCAGAUUCAAGAUGGCCACCGUUUAUUCUUAUCUCCCAUGGGCAACUUGCUGAUAAACAGUUUUACUGUUCUUCUUAGCAGGCAUUUGCUUUUCAGUCAAAAAUGGAAUUGAUUGCGACAACCCUUACUCACAGUAUUUCCUACACAGCAAUGCUGAUGGUUUAUAGUGAAUACCAGCUGUAAAACAAUGCCGACCUUUUCACACAUUUAAUGGGAUCUUCAGAUAUCUAAAAGGUCUUUUUACCAAAAAAAUACAGGGAGAGUAAAGUACUAAGUCUCUUUGUAAGAGUCAAACAUUUUGAAGCUUUAUGGUACAUCUCUGAUCUGUGGAACUGUCACUAAAACCUUCUUUGGUGCUGAUGGGUAUUAUUUUUCAUACUCAGCUCCAUCUUCUGCCCUGUGGUUUGACCGGUCAGUCAAAUCUUUUUUUAAUCGUAAUUCCUGUUGCGUUAAUGAAGCUUCAUGUUUGAGAAUCAACUUCUUUAAUGAGAACCAAACAGAUCCACAGAAAUAUUCUGGGAAAACCCUCCUCUUCUCUGGGCUAAAUUAUUCCUUGCUACCCCCUCAUUCGUCCUCUUUCUUCACAUCCAGAGUCACGACUUCAGCUGCCAAACCAGAAACUGACUUUACAAACAAUGCAACCUAGUGUGGUGUUUGUGUGAGAGUGUGUUUUAUUUGAAUUUUAUUUAACAUCAAGUAAAACACUUGCAAAAAAAAAAAAAAUGAAGAUGCCUAAUUAAAAAAAAAAAUGAAAUCAAAUAGAUAAUGUCAUCUUUGUAUUGAUAUUUUUUGAGAGGUAAAAUACGUUUUAACCAUUUCUGGUGGAUAAUUGUAUUUUACUUUCUAAUUUAUUAAAUGAACAGUACUCUGUGAUUUUUAAGAAACGUAAAAAUGCCAAGAACUGUUUACAGUCACAAUUAUGGGAAGAACAUUACAAGAAUUUCUAUUUUUUUUCAAUUGUAUUUUUAAUGCGGGUUGGUGGGUCAUACAAUCUACCCAUGUGUAUGUAUUGCAGAUAUACUGUACAUAGGGAUUCAUGAAGAUGCGUACUUGAAUCAUUAGAAGCAUUUGAAUGAUUUUCCCUAUGAUGAGCAGUAAACAUACAGGCCACUUACCUGAACUGCUGAUCAGAAGAGGUUUGUGGUGUUGCUGUUUUUAAUAGUGGUCAGGAUAGCAUCUUAAAUUCAGUUUGCUCCUGAUUGUGGCAGCAAUAUCACCAUUUUUUAGAUGUUUUGAUCAUAUUAAAUAUUAAAACAGGAAAUUUCUCACCAUUGAGUUUCUGCUGUUGAUCAGGUUUGACCCCCUGGGUGAAAGGGAGCAACAGGCUUCCCAUAUUACAGCAUCACCAAACUGUCUCAUCAGUAGUUCUGGUGCUAAGGCACAAGGAAUCAUGGAUCAAAUGAAAUAAAGAGAAUUUGAGCACU
This is a messenger RNA of Xiphias gladius (swordfish), 3551 nucleotides long. RefSeq names its product interferon-related developmental regulator 2 (gene ifrd2). The transcript is spliced from 13 exons. The record is from RefSeq and is a predicted model, not a curated record. Lineage: Eukaryota; Metazoa; Chordata; Actinopteri; Istiophoriformes; Xiphiidae. Bases 592 to 1956 code for a protein of 454 amino acids.